This is a messenger RNA of Aspergillus nomiae NRRL 13137, 918 nucleotides long. RefSeq lists its product as uncharacterized. The transcript is spliced from 2 exons. Bases 1 to 918 code for a protein of 305 amino acids. Lineage: Eukaryota; Fungi; Ascomycota; Eurotiomycetes; Eurotiales; Aspergillaceae. The record is from RefSeq and is a predicted model, not a curated record.
AUGCGCAGCAUAUAUAAGGAUCGGUGGCAUCCCGCAUUUGUCCUUAUCUCUGGAGUACAAGCAAUGACCCUGUUCACGCCUCGAGCGACGGAACCUAUCGGCAUCGACCUGGCCCCACCGUUUCCCACCGUUACUGCACUUGUCAGCCAUGGUUUUGGACAUCUUGAGAAAACCCGAUUUGCACCUGCAAGCGACUGCGGUUACUGGGGUGAUAGAGGGACAUACACAUGUGACAAUAACUACGCUUGCCGAUUCCAUUCAUCGCAUGCCGAAUACCCGGGGAUGGUGGGCUGCUGUCCCAAGGACCCUCUUGGAUUAUGCGAUGGAUUCUAUAGCACUUGCUACGGCCGCCAGGAGAUAUCCAAAACUCCGUCCUUGCUGUCGUCAACUGAUGAUCUCUUUGCUAUAUUCUGCACCGAGGAUGUCUGGUCAUACUGCUUGCCCAGGACCUGGCCUGAGAUAGGCGUUUCCGCAUUCGAAUGUACAAAUUUCACUCUCGGGGCAACGGCUACAGUACACACCAUCUCCACGUACACAGAUGCCUCAGUCCUUGGUAUAACCGUUGUUUCUGCCGUAUCAAUCCCAUGGAUCAAGGAUCACGAAAUGAUCAUGCGUCUAAAUUUCAACCCUACAAAAGCCGCAACAACCCAUUCGUCUCGAUCAACUGUCAUAAACAUGGCGGGCCCCUCUUCAGGGCCCUCUCUGAUCCUGGUGGGUGCAGUAGUGGGGAGUGUUGUCGGGGGUUUUGUGGCGCUUUCUACUAUGGUGAUCAUUCUCUGGAUACUACGAAAGAGAAAGAUAUCCAAGAAUAACUUGUUCUUGAGCCAACAGUCAUCAGAACAGUGUGUAUCUGUCCGCUCAGGCUCAGAAAACCAAGCUUCUCCUCCUGCAGAACGAAAGAAAGCCCAGCGCGCUUGA